This is a messenger RNA of Teleopsis dalmanni, 519 nucleotides long. RefSeq lists its product as uncharacterized. Lineage: Eukaryota; Metazoa; Arthropoda; Insecta; Diptera; Diopsidae. Bases 1 to 519 code for a protein of 172 amino acids. The transcript has a single exon. The record is from RefSeq and is a predicted model, not a curated record.
AUGAAAUCAAAGAUUUCCCAGAACACACUAGAUGUAAGUGUUCAUGUCUUGAGCAAGACUACAUCAGCAAUUCCUACGUCACAAAUCAAUACUCCUACUAUGGAGCAAUUCAAGGACUUGAAUCUUGCAGAUCCAUCCUUUAAUUCUUCAUCACCCAUUGAUAUUUUACUUGGUGUUGACCAAGUUUGGAAAAUAUUUACUUUUAACAAAAUUUUCGACUCUUUUAAUAAUCCUAUUGCUGUAUCAACAAUAUUCGGAUGGGUAGUGACAUCAGUUCAGGCAUCCAUGGAUAAUAUAGUAUCGUCUCUUGUAACUACGAUUGAUAUAGAUCGCUCGCAUCGAAAGUAUUGGGAAAUCGAAGAAGCCUUGCAUUCGUUGCCAUUAGACGCAGAAAACGUUCACAUAGAAACUCAUUUUUUAGAAACGCACGCACGACAAUCUGACGGUCAAUAUAUUGUGGAGCUUCCAUUCAAGGAAAAGGGUAUCAAAUUCGGAAACACGCUUCAAGGGGCUACAUAA